AUGCAGUCCAAGACGGAGACAGUCGCAGUGGUCGAGUGGCUCGAGACGAACUCGUCGUCGGCCGCGAGUUCCGUUCCCAAUCGAGCCGCGACCGCCCGUGCCCGCUGGACGAAAAAAGCGCUUUCUUUUGGCUCGACGACGUCCUCGACCGAGACCGAGCGAUGCACUGACUUGGACCAGCUCGACAUGGCCGGUGUGGCUGCGGACGGUGUCUUGGCACUGGACGGCCGCACGGCUGGAGGGUACUGUGGGUACGUACACGUUGCACGGGCGGCCCGACGUGGUCGCCAGACGUUUGUGAAGCUCUUUUGUCGCCUCGAGGAACUCGUGUGCCGGUUCUACACGUCGGCAGACGAGGCCGAGCAGGGCGCACGACCGGUUGGUCGGCACGUCAUCAUUGCCGUCCACCGAGUGCACGCACGGAACAAGACGUUUGCCGUCACGGACUAUGAAGACCGCACGGUGCUGCUCCACACGUGCCUGGGCGCCGACUUUGAGCACUGGUACAGCACGUUUGCUGGUAUGGUCAGGGUGACUCAGGUGGCGAAACCGCGACCGGGUGGAGGAAGCACCCGUCGGGCAACGGCUGUGCCAUGUAAAGAAGCCACGAGACUUUGCGGGGUGCUGCAAAAUGCGUACCGAUUGCGGGCGUUGACAGCGCCGAUGUUGCCAAGUUGGUCGGGAGGAACGUCUCACGAGUCGGACGGGCUAGUGGUGCGAAAAGACGCAGAAGAUUGCGAACGCAGUUACACAGUGUGGCUGUAUGUACAAGCUCCGAGGUGGCAUCACUUGCUGCAGCGACGCCAGCGCUUGCGACGGUAUUUUGUGUUUGCAGGUACGACUGUGAGCUGCUUUAGUGUGAACAAGGAAGGCAAGCGCGCUGCGUUUACGUGCACUGUCACGGCGUGCAAUUACGACAGGGAGCAGGACGCAAGUGUCGUGGAAGUGGAAUGUGGUCAUCCACAGAGGAAGUUACGCCUGAGCAGUAGCACGAAUGACGCGGAAAGUGCAGUAGCGGCAACGGCAGAGUACAUUCAAACAGCUCUUGCGACCCGAACGGAUUACGCGUAG
Hyaloperonospora brassicae is the source of this 1071-nucleotide messenger RNA. The record is from the annotation of a GenBank genome assembly. NCBI's taxonomy places the organism in Eukaryota, Oomycota, Peronosporomycetes, Peronosporales, Peronosporaceae.